AUGUCAGCCUCGAUGCAGCCAAUCCAAGCCACUAACGCUGGAACUCCUUACCUCGCCGCAUUGUAUCCUCCACAUCGCCCUACAUUUCUCACUGCCUCCUUUUCUCCCUCACGACAGCGCACAUCUCCUUCAACCCUCGACCGCACGGGAUUGAAUGGAAUCGUCGCAUCGCUGUCUGCAUCUCCAGCCCACCACCAACACUCGCUUCCCACGCGAGUCCUGCCCACGCCAGCCAUGACAUUCCUGUCCAAUAACCAGACACGGGCGCGGUUACCAUGGAUAGCAGCGCUCUGCGGGCUCUUCCUGAUAUGGUCGCUGGUAUCUCUGGGAGUGAAUCUGAAGCCAUUCACAAUCACUCUAGAUGAACAACCUCUAGACCACCUCGGACAGCCAGACAAGAACAUCGGACCAAUUCCCAUCGCGAAACCGUCUCCUCCCAAAUAUCCCGCCUUCGAGGACCAAGCACUGAACGCCAAUGACACGAACUACGUCUCGGAGCGGCCACUGAUUCUCUACGCAUAUUUCGAGACGGAACUCGCGCGGAAGAAUUUACAGUUCUAUAUCAAGCACGCGCUGCACAAUGCUGCAGACUUCCUAUUCAUCUUCAAUGGCGACACGGACGCCGAUAAAUUGCUGCCCGAGGCGGGGAACAUCCGAUCGAUACAUCGCGAGAAUAAGUGCUAUGACCUCGGGGCCUUUGCAGAGGUUUUGACGACGAAUGAUCUGUACAAGAAGUACAAGCGGUACAUCACCAUGAAUGCCAGUAUUCGGGGACCAUUUCUACCAUACUGGUCGCAGGGUUGUUGGAGUGAUAUGUAUUUGAGCAAGAUCACUGCAGAUACGAAGCUUGUGGGAAUGACCAUGAACUGCAACAUCCGCAACCACAUCCAAUCCAUGAUCUGGGCCUACGACCGCACCACCAUCGAGAUCCUCCUCUUCCCCUCCGCCGACCUCGUCAAGAAAUACAAAGAGAUCCUCGGGCCCUACGUCCUCGACCCCGUCACCCCCGUCCCCGCCAUGACAAGCCCAGGAAUCAACUCCUGCCCGCACGAAUACUGGGACGCGGUCGCCAUCGAGGUAUAUGCGACGGGUUUGAUCCAGGCCGCGGGGUACAAGGUCGAUGCGAUGAUGUUUGCGUUCCAUAGUAGUGAGGAUUACGAGGAGACGUGUAAGGUGAAUGGGGAUGUGUUGGUGCAUGAGAAGUAUUAUGGUAUGGAUCUGCAUCCGUAUGAUACGGUGUUUGCGAAGACGAAUAGGGGGAUUGGGCCGUUGGUUCUGGAGAGGUUGACGGAUUGGACGGAUGGGAAUGGGUAUACGAGUUAUGAUCGAUGCCAUAUCUGA
Cadophora gregata is the source of this 1341-nucleotide messenger RNA. RefSeq lists its product as uncharacterized. Lineage: Eukaryota; Fungi; Ascomycota; Leotiomycetes; Helotiales; Ploettnerulaceae. The record is from RefSeq and is a predicted model, not a curated record. The transcript has 3 exons. Bases 1 to 1341 code for a protein of 446 amino acids.